AACACAAACACAACCCAAACACAACAGAGCCGUCCCUCUCCUCCUGCUCGCUCUCUCUCUCUCUCUCCAUCUAGGGUUUCGCCUUCCUCUCCUCCAAGGCGGCGGCGGCGAUAUGUGCAAAACCAUCGAAGUCGCCGUCGUAGAACCACCACAACUCAACCCUCUCACGAAGCUCUCGCCGCCGAGCCUCGACGACUUCGACCCCACCGACGACGACGGGUUUUAUAUUCCUCCUCUGAACUUCGCGAUGGUCGACAAUGGCAUUUUCAGGUCCGGUUUCCCUGACACCGCCAACUUCCCCUUCCUCCAAUCCCUAGGCCUCCGUUCCAUCAUAUGCCUUUGUCCAGAACCGUACCCGGAGGCAAAUGCCGAGUUUGUCAAGUCAAAUGGGAUUCAAUUAUUUCAAUUCGGGAUCGAAGGUUGCAAGGAUGAAGUAGUUGCAAACAUUUUCGAUGAGAAGGUUCAAGCUAGAGAGACAGCUGAAUCUGAGGGACAUGCAAUGCUGAUGAGAGUGGUUAAUGGGCUUAAAUCUUUCCGGCAUGCAGUGAAGUUGGCCCCGGAGGUGUGGACUGCUAUGCUAAUCCGCAUGACAGUGAAACCCGAGGCUCACAAAUUUACAUUUGACAUCAUUUCAGCCUUAUUGAUACAUUUUAGCCGAAAAAUUCCAGAGACCUUUUGGAUUUGUAUAUCUAGAAUUCUUCACAAGUUGGUGAAAAAUUAUAGCCAUGUCGAUUUAUGAUUUAGGUGGAUUCUUCAUUUGCUCAUUUUUUUUCUCUAGCUAUUUAUUUAUUUGAGUGAAACUAUUUGUCUGAUGCAAUUUUAAAGAUUAUAUAUCUGAGUUUGGCUCCGAAAGUUGAGUGAUUGUAAAAUACUUUUUUUAGUAGUGUUUGUAAAA
Messenger RNA from Camellia sinensis, 895 nucleotides. The record is from RefSeq and is a predicted model, not a curated record. Lineage: Eukaryota; Viridiplantae; Streptophyta; Magnoliopsida; Ericales; Theaceae.